Messenger RNA from Entrophospora sp. SA101, 1575 nucleotides. The record is from the annotation of a GenBank genome assembly. NCBI's taxonomy places the organism in Eukaryota, Fungi, Glomeromycota, Glomeromycetes, Entrophosporales, Entrophosporaceae.
AUGGCUGCAAGCAGAACUAGGAUAUUAAUAUAUUUAAUUUUAAUUAUACUCAUAAUCAGUUCUUUAUUAAGUAAAUUUUCAGAUAGAACCACAAAAAAUUAUUAUUAUUCUGAUUCAGGAAAAAAAACAUCAACAUCACUGAAAACUAAGAUAAAUUAUCGGGGUGUUAAAGCAUUAAAAGAAAGAGAAUAUACCAUAAAUCCUGAUGAAAAAUUCUUAGCAUAUUACACUCACAGUGGAUAUCAUAAUCAACGCGUGGGCCUUGAGAAUGCAUUGUUGCUUGCAAAAAUAUUAAACCGUACACUACUAAUGCCACCUGCAUUGCUUGGAACACCGUUACCAUGGAUAAGAUUUGAUAAAAUGUAUGAAAGAUUGUUUCUAGCCACAAAAAAAGGGUUACAACAUUGUCCCAAAGUGCCAAGAGAUUUUCCACUUCCCGCUGAAUGCUUAAAUUAUUAUUCAUACACAAGAGUUUCAUGGGAUUUCCUGUUGGAGAUGGAGCCUAUUAGAGAGUCGCAGAAAAUAAUUGAUCGAUUUGACCAUUCAUAUGAAUGGAUUGAGGAGAAUCUUAAUUUGGAUAUUUCCAAAGAUGUACGUUUUAUUAGAGAUAACAAACUAUGGGAUUAUAGGAUAUUUGAUACAACAGGUAGUAGGAUAGAUGAUAGUAAUAAAUUUACAAGAUUCUUGUAUACUGACAAAUUGAAAGAAGACCCAAAGAAAUUGAUACAUUUUGGAUCGUUAUUUGGAUCAUUGAGGGUUGUACCAGAGAAACCUUCCAAUAUGCAAUAUCUUAAAUUCAUUAGAAAACAUUUAGUACCGAAUAAUGAAUUAGUAUUGAAAGCAACAGAAAGUAUAGUAAACAAAUUGGGAGGUGUGGGUAAUUUUAUAGGACUGCAUAUACGAGCAACAGAUGGGUUUUUCAUGAAAUAUGCAAGAUUAAAUAUUGAUCACAUUUACCAUAAUUUAACAAACACGUUUACUAAACUUACACCAGAAGAAAUAGAUGUGUUGGAAGGUGGUACACACGAAAAAGAUAUUUUAAUAGAUGAGAGUGUAGACCUUGGUGAAUAUAAUCCUCAUGGUAAUAAAAACAAAGUUGCACAGGUUAAUAAUAAAUUGAAAAAACGAGAUAUAAAUGAUAAUGAUAAAUUGAAAAUAAGAGAUAUACAAAAUAUGAAUGAUAAUAAUAAAUUGAAAAUAAGAGGCUCACAAAAUAUAAAAUGCAAGAAAUCACUUCAUCCAAGUGAUUCUGGUGUAAAUACAGUGAUAUUUUUAGCAACGGAUAUCAAAUCACCAAGAUCCAAUCAUUUAUUAUUUAAAUUCUUUAAUACAUUUCCAUGUGUAUUUGUACUUGGAGAUUUUGAAGAAGAUUUAACAGAGAUCUUGAGAAUUAUGAAUUCAGAUGACUUGACACCAUUGGCAGACUAUCUUAUACCAAUGUUAGAUGCUUUAAUAUCAUCUGAAGGCCAUUCAUUUUAUGGAACAGGGAAAUCAACAUUUAGUAAAUAUAUAAAGGACACAUUAUACCCAAUUAGUAAAGGUCAAGAAUUAGAAAUCCCUUUAAAUUUUUAUUAA